Lates calcarifer (barramundi perch) is the source of this 1940-nucleotide messenger RNA. RefSeq names its product bile salt-activated lipase. Bases 78 to 1757 code for a protein of 559 amino acids. Gene Ontology annotation, molecular function: neurexin family protein binding; signaling receptor activity; sterol ester esterase activity. NCBI's taxonomy places the organism in Eukaryota, Metazoa, Chordata, Actinopteri, Centropomidae. Gene Ontology annotation, biological process: neuron cell-cell adhesion; postsynaptic membrane assembly; modulation of chemical synaptic transmission. Gene Ontology annotation, cellular component: synapse; postsynaptic specialization membrane; cell surface. The record is from RefSeq and is a predicted model, not a curated record. The transcript is spliced from 12 exons.
CCCUCAGUGAAUGCUGAAUAAAUAGCAGCAGGUGUUCAGCUGGUGAAGCACAGCAACAGACAGGUGAACAGGUGACAAUGCUGCUGGUGGUGGUUCUGUUUGGCAUCUGGCUGAACUCGGCCUCAGCUGCAAAGCUGGGGGUGGUGCAGACAGAGGGGGGGCAGGUGGAGGGGAAGAGCCACAGGAUGGGACUCUUCAGGAGCGUCGAUGUCUUCAAAGGAAUCCCCUUCGCUGAUGUCCCCGGAAAGUGGGAGAAACCAAAACCUCAUCCCGGAUGGAGCGGGAUCCUGAAGGCCACAAAGUACCGGGAUCGCUGCCUGCAGGUGACUCUGCUGCAGACCAAAACCCAGGGCAGUGAGGACUGUCUCUACCUGAACAUCUUUGUUCCACAGGGACGAUCACUGUCGACCAACCUCCCGGUGAUGGUGUACCUGUUCGGCGGCGCUUUCCUGUUGGGGGCAUCCAAUGACGUGGCGAUCCUCGGAGACUCUCUGUACGACGGGAAGGAGAUGGCCGACAGAGGUGGGGUCAUUGUCAUCACGGUGAACUACAGAGUCGGGACGCUGGGUUUCCUCAGCACCGGAGACGCCCGACUGCCAGGUAACUACGGCCUGUGGGAUCAGCAUGCCGCCAUCUCCUGGGUCCGCAGGAACAUUGAGGCAUUUGGAGGAAACCCCGACAACAUGACCAUCUUUGGCCAAUCAGCCGGCGCCGCCAGUGUCAGCUACCAGAUGCUGUCUCCCUACAAUAAAGGGUUAUUCCGCAGAGCAAUCACACAGUGUGGUGUUGCCCUCAGUCCCUGGGCUCUGCAGAAGAAACCCAUGGCUCUCACCAAGAAGAUUGCCCGUAAGGUUGGCUGUUCAAGAACUGACGUGGAUGAGAUGAUAACAUGUCUGAAGAUGAGCGACCCGGUCGGUCUCACCAUGGCAGGAAAAAUUGACGUGCUGCUUAUUCUCGGAAAAGGUGUAGUCAUGGAUCUCCUUGAAUUUGCUCCGGUGGUUGAUGGUGAUUUUAUCCCUGAUGAGCCCAGUAAGCUGUUCCACAACGCCGCUCAGUUUGAUUAUAUGGCUGGAGUCAACAGCAUGGAUGGACACAUUUUUGCUGGAGUGGACGUUCCUUCAAUCAACCAAAAAAAUGGCAACACCACUGUGGAUGAUGUGAAGGGUCUGCUGGUUGGUCUGACUAAAGAGAAGGGGAACGCUGCUGUCAGCUCGGCCUACAGCGUUUACUCGGCUCACUGGGGGUCGGCUCCGGAGCCGGCGGUGGUGAAGAAGACAGUGGCUGACAUCGAGACUGACUUCCUGUUCCUGGUUCCAACUCAGAUCGCCCUCCAACUUCACGCCAACAACUCCAGUGGAGCUCGUACCUACUCCUACCUUUUCAACAUGAAGACCCGUAUCCCAGGAUUCCCUCGCUGGGUGGAGGCGGAGCACGCCGAGGACCUGCAGUACUUGUUCGGUAAACCAUUCUCCACCCCGCUGGUCUACUUUCCCCGACACCGAGACCUGUCUGGGUACAUGAUUGCAUACUGGACUAACUUCGCCAGGACCGGUGAUCCCAGUAGAGGCAACAGUAAAGUCCCAGUUCCCUGGCCCCCCUUCACCAAAAACCACCGACCUUACCUGAUCAUCAAUCACAAAAUCAGCAAGUCCUCCAUCAGCUACGACCUGAGAUCGGACUACGUCACCUACUGGACUGAAACCUACAGCAGCCUACCGACAAUAAAGAGAGAAGAAGAAGACGAGAAGGAAAAAUGAUCCGACAGAGUCUGACGGACUCAGUCUGAUGCUGCUCUUUAUUUUGAAUACUGAUAAUUACAAAUCACUGGAAUUAUUUCUAGAUGUAUGAAUGACUGCAGAUAGAAAACAAAGAUUACAAUAGAUAAAGAUAGAAAGGAAUAAACCAACAAAAUAAUUAAAAUCUGUAUCAGUCUGAGGAAA